Messenger RNA from Lacerta agilis (Sand lizard), 891 nucleotides. RefSeq names its product 14-3-3 protein gamma-like. Gene Ontology annotation, cellular component: cytoplasm. The coding region runs from base 82 to 825 and encodes 247 amino acids. NCBI's taxonomy places the organism in Eukaryota, Metazoa, Chordata, Lepidosauria, Squamata, Lacertidae. The transcript has a single exon. The record is from RefSeq and is a predicted model, not a curated record. Gene Ontology annotation, biological process: signal transduction.
AUCACAUGCUGCCUGCCACACAGCUAGAAUCUCCCCCUGGCCCAUUCAGGCCAGUCUGCGACUGCUGGCCUCUCCCUGUCAAUGUUGAGCCGCAAGCAGCUGGUGCAGGCAGCACAGCUAGCAGAACAAUGUGGCAGGUACAAGGACAUGGCCACUGCCAUGAGGCAGCUUGUGAUGGAAGGGAAAGAUCCACUAACCCACGAGGAGAAGACCCUGCUUUCUGAGGCCUACAAGCUCCUAGCACAGGAGCGGUGCUCUUCUUGGCGACGGCUAAAGCACUCAGUGGAGCAAGGGGUCGGAAAGCAGAAGGAACAAGCACAAGCUUACCGCGAGACCAUAAAGAAGGAGCUGGAAGCAGAGUGUUGGGAGAUCCUCGGCCUCUUAGACCACGUACUGCUGAAGCACUGCAGUGACACAGAUUAUGAAAGCCGGGCAUUUUACCUGAAGAUGAAAGGGGACAACUACCGCUUCUUAGCUGAGGUGGCCCUGCCCGAUGUCAAGGAGACGCUUGUGAAAUCAGCGCAGAAAGUUUAUGGGGAGGCUCAGGAAAUCAGUCAGUGGCAUUUGGAACCUACUCAUCCUUUGGCAUUGGCUGUGGCUCUGAAUUACUCCAUCCUUUAUUAUGAGGUUCUCAACAACCCUCAGCAGGCAACCAAACUGGCCAAGGCUGCAUUCGAUAAGGCAAUCGCUGGACUGGAGACUCUCAGCCUAGAGUAUUACAAGGAAUCCACAGUCAUCAUGCAGCACCUGAGGGACAACAUUGUGCAGUGGACUGGUACCCAACCACAGCAGGAGGAGAGCAACAGGGGAGAGCUUGAAGGCUAAUAACUAGAGUCCUGAAAUUGACAUUUUAACCACAGUGAAAUGAACCAUAGAAUCCAAUGAGGAGCA